AUGGCGGUGAUCAGGCAAGAAUGGCUAAAAGCCUCCUCCGGGCAGCAGCAAGACCGCUGCUCCCGAGCCGCCGAGCUGGAGUUGGAAGUGGAACUCCGCGGGGCCGGGCCCCCGGCUGCUGGGCAGCGGCUCCUCCAGGCCGAGGCGCCGGGGGAGGAUGAGCUGGAGGCGGGGGCAGCCUCCCGGCGGAGCGGCGGGGCCCGGAGCACGCUGCGCUGGUUCAUCACCGCGAUCCUGUGUGCUUCCUUCCUGGGGCUGGGAUUGAGUAUCGCUAUCCUGGGACCCACGUUUCAAGAUCUGGCAACAAACGUGAACCGUAACAUCAGCAGCCUGUCUCUGAUUUUUGUGGGCCGCGCGACUGGGUAUUUGAGUGGCUCUGUGAUUGGCGGAGUUCUUUUUGACAGUAUGAAUCCUUUUCUGCUUCUGGGGGUGUCAAUGUUGGCUACCACAGUCAGUCUUUACCUUGUUCCAUUUUGUAAGACUGCGGUGUUACUGAUUGUCAUGACGUCUGUCUUCGGGGUUUCCAUGGGCAUUCUGGAUACAGGUGGUAACGUCUUAAUCUUGGCUGUUUGGGGGGACAAAGGAGCCCCACAUAUGCAGGCCUUACACUUCAGCUUUGCCUUGGGUGCCUUUUUGGCUCCACUGCUGGCUAAGUUGGCACUGGGCACGACAGUGUCUGCUGAAAACCACACCGAGGCCGACUGGAACCGUUCCGCCCCCCGCCUGUCACCUGAAGCUGCCCCAGAGUCUCUGUUUGGAGUCCCUGACAAUAUGAGUUUACUGUGGGCUUAUGCUGUUAUUGCUACUUACAUAUUUGUAGUGUCUACCUUUCUUUUUGCUCUGUUUUUCAAAAGCUCACAGCAGGAAAAAGCAAAAACAUCUGCUCAGAGGUCUCGAAGAGCUAAAUAUCACAAGGCACUUCUCUGUCUCCUUUUCCUGUUUUUCUUUUUUUAUGUUGGAGCUGAAGUAACGUACGGCUCUUACGUUUUCUCAUUUGCAACCACUCAUGCCGGCAUGUCCGAAGGCGAAGCGGCCGGGUUGAACUCCAUCUUCUGGGGGACCUUUGCAGCCUGCAGGGGCCUGGCAAUCUUUUUUGCUACGUGUUUACAACCUGGAACCAUGCUUGUGCUGAGCAACAUUGGCAGCCUGCUGUCCUCAUUGCUCCUGGUGCUUUUCAACAAGAGCCCAGUUUGUCUGUGGAUCGCAACGUCCGUGUACGGGGCCUCAAUGGCAACCACGUUUCCCAGUGGCAUUUCUUGGAUUGAGCAGUACACGACCAUCCAUGGGAAAGCCGCAGCGUUUUUUGUAGUUGGUGCUUCCCUGGGAGAAAUGGCUAUUCCUGCAGUCAUUGGGAUUCUUCAAGGAAAAUACCCUGACUUACCUGUCGUUUUGUAUACCUCUUUGGGGUCAGCAGUAGCCACGGCUGUUUUAUUUCCUGUGAUGUAUAAAUUAGCCACCUCACCUCUCAGUCGUCAGCAAAAAGAACACAGGAAAAGUGAGGACCAGAAAUCGUUGCUCUCUAGCUCUGGGCUAAAUGACCAUGAGGAAGAGAAUGAAGAAGAUGAUGCAGAAAAAUGGAAUGAAAUGGAUUUUGAAGUGAUUGAAAUGAAUGAUACCAUGAGGGAUUCUGUAGUAGAGACAUCUAGAAAUACUGUGAUGGAGUCCACAGCAGAAGUCUUCAACCAGUUUCACUCAGAUGCAUUAGUGUGUGAGUUCUCUCCAGUUAAUGCUGGCAAGUCCCCUGAGAAUCGCUUGCAAGAAACCAGGACAAGAGGGACUAACACAGAGAAGAUGGAUUAUUUACGGACUUCCUUGAAUAAUCGCCAGUUCUCCAGAGGCCAGUUCGAGCAGAGCAUGAGCAGAUUUUCAACAUGCUUUGGGGAUCAGAAUGUCUGUGUCAGUGUGCAGCAAAUGCUGCAGAGUUUUGAUACGUUCUGUAAUCCCCAGAGUCCUCCAUAAAGAACCACUGGUCUCAGCAGGAUCGUGUCAGGCUAGUGUUUGGCCUGUGGCUCAUCAGGUAGUAUUUUAUGGUCUUCGCCUCUCAGAGCAUGCAAAGAAGGCAUUUGUUUUUGAGAAGUUGGGUGGUGUUUUAUAGAGUGAAACCAUCUAGUUGAAUUGAUUAGUUGAACAAAUUAUCAAUCGUCAGUAUCCUACCAGGGGAGUUGAAGUGCGUCGUUUCAUAAAAUAGCCUCUUUGACAAUGGACAGAGAUUGUUCAUGUUUUUCCCUAUCUGUAGUGUUUGGACCGAAGAACGCUAAUGCCUCAUUGGAUGUCUGAUUUCUGUGAAGAGAGCACAGAACAGGGCCCUAGAGACCUGGCUUCAAGCCUUGGCGGCUGCUCACUAGCCCUACGGCCUGGACUCCGUCGCCUAACUUACCUAGGCCUCGUGUAUCUCAGCUCUUGAUCUCUGAUUCUGUAAGUGAAACUGAGACGACUUUCAAACUAGGAAUCCCUAAGUUUUAAAGUUUGUGUAAGAUGAAUGCUAGAAAU
This is a messenger RNA of Eptesicus fuscus (big brown bat), 2490 nucleotides long. RefSeq names its product major facilitator superfamily domain containing 4B (gene SLC60A2). Gene Ontology annotation, biological process: transmembrane transport. The record is from RefSeq and is a predicted model, not a curated record. NCBI's taxonomy places the organism in Eukaryota, Metazoa, Chordata, Mammalia, Chiroptera, Vespertilionidae.